UUCCAUUAUCAUAAUAUGUUGAAUCAUAGAAUAGAAAAAUGAUUUAUUUCAAACACGCCAUAAUGCAUAAAGUUAUCAUGAAUGCUUUUAAAUAUAUUCCUUGAAAAGUUACGGUACUUUCAACAUAAAGGGUUAAUUCUGACAGUUCCACGUAUUGACCGCUAAUUGCUUUUUAAUGCCCUUUCACAAUAUUCUUCUCCCUCCACAAUACCUUACCAUUUAAGUGCAGGACGGAGUCCUUUGGCUUCAGUAUAACUCUUGAAGUUUCGAAGUGCAGCAUUUUUUCUUGAGUGUGAUUUCGGUCAAUCUUAAAUUUGUGUUUUGAGAACUUGUUGGACAAACAAAAUUUUGCAAUAUGCCACGACUUGUGUCACGAGCAACUACAAGGAAGCACAUCAUGAGGGAAGUGUAUGACUACUCACCACCUGCCGAAAAUCAGCAAAUAGUGAAAAUAACGGCCAGCAAAGGGAACAAUCUACACGAAAUAGAGACCGCUGAUAAAACCAGAUUUCUUGUGUCCAUGCCAAUGAGAUACCGCCACUACAUGUGGGUUAAACGUGGUAGUUUUGUCAUAAUACAACCUAUUCACGAAGGUGUUAAGGUCAAAGGUGAAAUUGUUAGAGUUUUGAUCCCCCAACAAAUAAAGAAUUUCAAGGAAGACAAAAUAUGGCCUGCUGCGUUCUAUGACAAACAAGAAUUGGAGGAGAGUGAUGAUGAUAAUGACGAUGAUAUCCCAAUGAAUACUAACAGAGUACAAGCAAUGAUCGAAAUUUACAGUGACAGUGAUUCCAGUGAAGAUGAUCCUAGUGAUAACGAUCAGAGUGACGAUGAUGAUAGUGUUGGUGAAACGUAACCACCUUCGUAAUUACUUAUUCGAAAACUUGUAUAGAAUGUAAAUAUAAUUAAGGAAUUGCUAAUUAAUAAAUUUUUCUGAAAAUCUCCAAA
This is a messenger RNA of Coccinella septempunctata (seven-spotted ladybird), 945 nucleotides long. Its product is annotated as probable RNA-binding protein EIF1AD. Bases 356 to 853 code for a protein of 165 amino acids. Gene Ontology annotation, molecular function: translation initiation factor activity; RNA binding. Gene Ontology annotation, cellular component: nucleus. The record is from RefSeq and is a predicted model, not a curated record. Gene Ontology annotation, biological process: translational initiation. The transcript is spliced from 2 exons. NCBI's taxonomy places the organism in Eukaryota, Metazoa, Arthropoda, Insecta, Coleoptera, Coccinellidae.